This is a messenger RNA of Gryllus bimaculatus (two-spotted cricket), 736 nucleotides long. The record is from the annotation of a GenBank genome assembly. NCBI's taxonomy places the organism in Eukaryota, Metazoa, Arthropoda, Insecta, Orthoptera, Gryllidae.
AUGUUUGUUUGGCAAGCGGUGGCGCUGACGGCCGGGCUGUGCUACGUGGGCGCGGCGGCGCUGACGCAGUCGGGCGUGCAGGCGGUGCAGGGCGCGCUCUUCAUCCUCGUCACCGAGAACACCUUCUCGCCCAUGUACGGCCUGCCCGGGCUGGUGGUGGAGCCGGUGCUGUUCGUGCUCAUCAUGUACUGGCUGGUGGGGCUGCGGCCGACGUUCUACGCUUUCGCCAUGUCGCUGCUCGUCGUCACCAUCACCAUGAACGUCGCCACGGCCUGUGGCAGCUUCUUCGGCAACGCCUUCGAGUCGGUGUCGGUGGCGAUGGCGUACCUCGUGCCCUUCGAUUAUGCGCUCAUGAUCACCUCCGGCCUCUUCAUCAAACUCAGCUCUCUCCCGCCGUUGGUCGGAUGGGUGCGGCACGCGUCGUGGUUCAUGUACGCCAACGAGGCCCUGAGCAUUCUGCAGUGGGACGGCGUGUCCAACAUCACUUGCAACACGGCGCGGCCGGACCUGCCCUGUCUGUCAGAGGGCACGCAGGUGUUGGACCAGUACAGCUUCCUGCCGCAGCAUCUCGCCACGGAUCUCUGGGCCAUGGGCACGCUCUACUGCACCUUCCACUUACUCGCGUACAUCUGUCUACGUUGGCGCGCGUCAAUCUCCUGAACCCUGCGAAACCCCGCGUUCUAAGUGUAAACCAACUUUUGUAUGCAAAUAAAAUUGCAUUUUAAUAUCUCUGUAU